GUGCGGUGUUUUCUUGGUGCCGCCCGUCUCACACACAUGCUGGCUCGUAGUGUUGCACCGGGUCUGCUAUACCAACCUUGUAGGACUAUGCGUGCUGGUGGGUUUGCCGCUGGCAGCAUGCUAGUUAGCCGUCCGUGGUGGCGGGUCCGCGAGGGAGGUGAAGAAUAAAAAUUUAAAAUGAGUAGUACGGCAAAACCCAAGAUUGAAGGUGGUAAAGGAGUGAGGAAGGAGGGCAAUAUCAGGAAGGAGAGUGGGAAGGAGAAGGAGAGAGAGGGAGAGGAGGCUGGAGUAGGUGUGGGAGCAGAGGAGGAGGUGUAUGCCUUUGGUAGAAGAGGAAGCGUGCAGAGGUCUCCGCCGAAGGUGUUGCAGUUGGUGGAAAGGAUGGAGGAAGCGGUGAGGCCGGUGGCUGCGGCUUAUGAAGAUGAAGGUGCUGUCCCAAGAAAUAGAUCCGCAUCGCUGUCAUCUGCAACAGAAAGGAAGAGAAAGAAGUGUGAAAUGGAUGUUUCGUUAGAUCCUGAAAAAGUUGAUGGUACUUCCCUUGAGCGAAUGAGGGCGGUAAAGAGGGAUCUGCAGCAGUUCCUCAUAAAUGAUCCGGCGAAACUCUCGAAAAAUACGAGAAUUAAUAUCCUGGAAAGGUUUAACAAAGUUGAAGAAUUAUUUCAAGAAAUGGUUAUCGAAAGUCAGGUAAAUAAAAGAUUGAUUGAAGAUCUGAAAAUGAAAAUAAACUUACCUGCGGUGGUGGCGGCUCCGUCCUUUGCCAGGGUGGUCUCGUCGCGUGUUCAACCUGAAACAGAAGAGAAGAAUGUUAUCAUAAUUAGAGGAAAAGAGGAAAGUAUGUUGAAUAAUAGUGAGCUGGUGAAAAAGGCGGUUUGUGAUGAAAUGGUGAAAGGAUUGAAGACAGUUAAGAUUAGAAAUUUAAGAAAGAUAAGGGAUAAUGGGGUGGUAAUUGAAACGGAAACGAAGGAAGAUUUGGAAAUUAUUAAAAGAAGUGGUAAACUGACGGAAAUGGGUUUGAAGGUAGAGGCUCCGAAGAAAUCUGGUCCGACUGUUAUUAUUUACGACGUUGAGAAGGAUGUUAGUACGGAAGAAUUGAUAAAUGAAAUAGCGGAGAGGAAUCUGGGAGUGACGGCUGAGGAGAUCAAGGCGGAGGUUAGGAUAAGAUCCAGGGAUGUUAGGAGGGAAGGGAAUAGGGAUAGGAGUAACAUAAUUCUGGAGGUUUCUCCAAGGAUUAGGAGGGGACUGGUUUGUAGAGGCAGGGUUUUCGUGAGGAGUUUCUCUUAUAAGGUCAGUGAUAUCGUGUUGGUUCUUCGUUGUAAUAAGUGUCUAGCGUUUGGACAUGUAGCCAGAUUUUGCGAGAGGAAUGCGGUGUGUAGAGUGUGUGGAGAAGAGGGGCACGUGGGGAAGGAUUGUGUGAAUAAGGAAAAGCCUAAAACGUGCCCGAAUUGUAGGUUGCGAAACAGGGAUGCCAGGCACUCGGUACUAGAUACAGAGUGUCCGGAAUAUAGAAGAGCUUUGGAGAUGAGUAAGUCGAGAAUUGAUAAUGGCUGAUAGGAUUCGAUUUCUGCAGGUAAAUUGUAGGGGUGCGAAGGUGGUUAUGAGUGAGGUGUAUGAGCGUGCUUGUCAGGAGAGAGUGUCUGUGUUGUUGUUGCAAGAGCCGUAUGUGUAUGCUGGAAGGGUUAGAGGAUUGGGUGCGGGAUGUAGGAUAGUUAGUGCGAGUGAGGGACAGGUUGGGGCGGCGGUGG
Messenger RNA from Onthophagus taurus, 1742 nucleotides. The record is from RefSeq and is a predicted model, not a curated record. Lineage: Eukaryota; Metazoa; Arthropoda; Insecta; Coleoptera; Scarabaeidae.